GUCUAUGGUGAAAAUUAUAAUUUCCCCUUCAAGCAGUUUGAUACUAUCCUUGACAUGGAAAAAGAUGAGUUGGCUCCUGAGAUAGAAGAGGAAGAAGAAGGCGAGAUAGAGUAUGCUAAAGGUGAUGAUAUCGAGAUGGGUGACAUGGAUGAUAUGGAAGAUUUUGAAGGCUUUGGUGAUGAAGAUGAUGAUGGAGAUGAAGAUGAUAUGGAAGAGCCAGUAACAAAGAAACCCAAGCGAUCAGACUCUGAUUCAAGUUCAACGAUUGGGCGGAAAUCUAGGAAGGUUAUCAACGAGGUAAAUCGAUUGUUCUCAGUAUGAUUUUUUUGACAUGAGUAUGAAUAUUCUUGAUGUCAUCAUACACCAUGUCGCCUAUAAACAUUGAUAAAAUCGAACACAUCUUACUGUCUUGUCAGUUGUCACGUACGAUUUGUUGUCCAACACAAAAAGUAGUAGUGGCCUAGGGGGGAUCAGUAAUUAUGCUUUUCUCUUUAUGAAAGCUCUUUGGAUGAUUUCUUUAUUGUAGAGGUUCUCCCAAAAUAUGCAUUUGUUUCACAAUGUUAGUUUUUCUUUCAAAGUGAUUUCAU
Hordeum vulgare subsp. vulgare (domesticated barley) is the source of this 587-nucleotide messenger RNA. RefSeq names its product nucleolar protein 12-like. The record is from RefSeq and is a predicted model, not a curated record. The transcript is spliced from 3 exons. Lineage: Eukaryota; Viridiplantae; Streptophyta; Magnoliopsida; Poales; Poaceae. The coding region runs from base 55 to 321 and encodes 88 amino acids.